GAACAACUAACAUAUCACACGACUGGCGCACAGUCCUCGACAUGGUUCUCGGAGUCACCAACGUCGACGACGGCGAGGUCAUCCACCAGACCUGUCUCCUCCUGAGCGGCACUUGCGCACUCGACACAUCUAGCGCAAGCGAUCAUGUCACCGUCACAAACGUCGACCCGCUGCGCAACACUUCCGCGACCCAAGCUUGGCUAGCUGCGGAACGCAAAUGGAAAGCUCUGGUCCUCCUUCAUUGCGGCAUGAACAACAUUAAAAUUGCACAUGGUUUUGAGACCAUCAGCCUCAAUCUGACACACCAUCCCUACCUGCAGUUACCUCCACUUCAUCUCGCCAUCCUCGUCGCCAGAGACUCCCCGCUUGUCAUCAAUUGCCCGUCUGAGAAGUAUGGAGCUUUCUCAAGCGCGCACAACAGUCUGGACGCCGCAAUCGCGAAGCUGAGAAUGUCGGCAUACAUGUGGCAAGCUCUGACUGCGGAGCGCAUGCGCAAGGCAGGAUUAGGUCGGCGAGCAUUCCGACUGGAGGAAGAAUGGCAAAGCGAUCUCACGAGUCUGUUUGGAGUGAUGAAGGGUGCCAGGGGUGAACAGAUCAUGGUCCCUGAGGAUUUCCACUGCGGGGCUAGACAUACCAUGUCUGAUCACUGCUCCCUCGGGCAAGCCAACUUCUUGAGGCAGGUAUAUUCUGCAUUUGGAGCUGGUGUGCACAAUGACGCCUCCUGCUGCAACGCAGAAGUCAAGACAUGGGCCGCAAACUUUAUAGUCGCUGGUCCGAGUACCGAGAGCGAUGGCGACUGGAAUCUAGUACAAUCCGCUGGGCCGUAUGAUGGGAGUCUCCGCAACAUGUUGCGGCUGAAACUUGAUCCUCACUUCCGCCUGCCGCACGACGGGUUGCCUGUCCGAAGGGAAUCGAGGUCGGCGAGGAUCGAGAUGAGGGUUUCAGGACCAGAGGAAGAACGAGAAGAGGGCCAAGUCACGAUUUCCAUCUUUUCCACUGCAGGGCUUGCUUCUGUCUUCUUUGACGGUGGAAAGCAACAACAGCGUCGUGAUAUACGCCACGGAGGCAGCUGUGAGACCUUCAUGUAUGCGAGUCUCGUAGAAUACGACCGUACUCGCCCACUCAAGAUUGUGGCCAUGGACAUGGUGGGGAAGUUGAGAGUGGUGAACAACGGCUGGAGUCUUCUCCAACCUAUCCCGUUCAUGAGCUUCUCCGGAAGCGAACAACGACUCCGACUGCAGUCGUUCCCGGUAAUCGAGCGAGCAGAUGGAGAAGAAUGCGAGGAUCACAAUCGCGACACCUCAUGGACCAUGCUUCUCCAUAAACGCAGCUCUAUCGGCGACCUUGUUCGUGCAGUGGCGAUUGAUUUGCGCGUCGGUGGUUGGUUCGACGGUAUUGUGGUGCACUAUGCCGAUGGUUCGACCCACGGCAGCCACUCGCGGGGCGGUCACCUCUCGGAAAAGGGUUCCUUGGCCGCAGACUCGCGGAUCGUCAAGGUCGAGCUCAGCUACACACAUGGGGACCUGCGCGGUAUUCGAAUGACCUUGGACGGUGGCACGCAAUGGGGAGCGCUUGGCGAAGUAUAUCAGGACGAGUACGACGAAGACGACGGUGACGAUGGCGAGUACCGCGACGGCUAUCGAUAUCGCAGCGGAUACCGCGUCGUCGUGCUUGAGCCAGGCGCCAAUGAGAAAAUCAUCGGGUUCUCCGGGAACGGCGAUCCAUACGUGGAUAGGUUCGGCAUCAUCACAGCGCCGAUCGAUCUGGAAGUCGCGGAUAUCUCGGUGCAGAUGAGCUGA
Molecule: messenger RNA, 1799 nt
Organism: Zymoseptoria tritici IPO323
Lineage: Eukaryota; Fungi; Ascomycota; Dothideomycetes; Mycosphaerellales; Mycosphaerellaceae
Exons: 2
Coding region: 42-1799 (585 amino acids)
Cellular component (GO): cytoplasm
Source: RefSeq, a predicted model, not a curated record